ACCUUUCGCAACAACAUCCAUUGCUUUCGCACACCACUCGUUUUCGCCUAUAGACCCUCCUUGCACUCUGCGCAGAGCCUCAAUUCGAGUGUCUGAGUUCUUUAUAGGCUUCACGAUGUUAGCCUGUCGCUCUCUCAGCGCCCCUGCGCGGCAAUGCCUGCGCCGGGCGAACGCAACCUCCAGCUGGGCUCCCGCGCUUGUGCAGUCCCAGUCGCGAUCAUACGCCCGGCCCGCCGAAGACAAAGUCGCCAAGUUUAAGGGCACGAAAGGCAACGAUGGCAAAUACACUGUCACCCUCAUCGAAGGCGACGGCAUCGGGCCGGAAAUCGCGCAAUCUGUGAAGGACAUUUACUCGGCUGCCAAUGUGCCAAUCAAGUGGGAAUCGGUGGACGUGACCCCGCGGCUGAAGGACGGCAAGACGGUCAUCCCAGACGAAGCCAUUGACAGCGUCACCAAGAACUACGUCGCCUUGAAGGGCCCGCUCGCUACUCCUGUCGGCAAGGGUCACGUCUCCCUCAACCUCACUCUCCGCCGCACAUUCAAUCUCUUCGCCAACGUCCGGCCCUGCAAGUCCAUUGUGGGCUACAAGACCCCAUAUGACGGCGUCGACACCGUUUUGAUCCGUGAAAACACCGAAGGAGAGUACUCUGGCAUCGAGCACGUCGUAGUCGAUGGCGUCGUCCAGAGCAUCAAGCUCAUCACCCGCGAGGCCUCGGAACGUGUCCUGCGAUUCGCCUUCCAAUAUGCCGAGGAGGUGGGAAGGAAAAAGGUCCGUGCUGUGCACAAGGCUACCAUCAUGAAGAUGUCUGAUGGUCUAUUCCUGAGCACUGCGCGCAAUGUCGCCAAGGACUUCCCCAACAUCGAGUUCGAUGCUGAGUUGCUCGACAACACCUGCUUGAAGAUGGUCACGGAUCCUACGCCAUACAACGACAAAGUCUUGGUUAUGCCCAACCUUUAUGGAGAUAUUCUGUCGGAUAUGUGCGCUGGUCUGAUCGGCGGUCUUGGCCUUACUCCCUCCGGAAACAUUGGUGAUGAGUGCUCCAUUUUCGAGGCUGUCCAUGGUUCUGCGCCAGAUAUUGCCGGGAAGCAGCUCGCCAACCCAACUGCAUUGCUUCUUAGCUCCAUGAUGAUGUUGCAGCACAUGGGGCUGAACGAGUACGCUGAUAACAUCCAAUCCGCCAUCUUCAAGACUAUUGCGGAAGGAAAGACAAUCACUGGCGAUCUCGGCGGAAAGUCAAAGACUUAUGAGUUUGCAGAUGCGGUUAUCAAGGCAUUGAAGAAAUAGAAUUUUUUUUAAAUUUUUUUUUUUUAGGUUUUUGAUUUGACAAAUGUUGCAAUGACGAAACGGCAGCGAUGCAUUUUGUCUUUAUGUACCAGUCUGUACUUGUACUAUACAUCUGCC
Messenger RNA from Lindgomyces ingoldianus, 1402 nucleotides. Its product is annotated as isocitrate dehydrogenase, NAD-dependent. Gene Ontology annotation, molecular function: magnesium ion binding; isocitrate dehydrogenase (NAD+) activity; NAD binding. Bases 116 to 1285 code for a protein of 389 amino acids. The transcript is spliced from 6 exons. The record is from RefSeq and is a predicted model, not a curated record. Lineage: Eukaryota; Fungi; Ascomycota; Dothideomycetes; Pleosporales; Lindgomycetaceae. Gene Ontology annotation, biological process: tricarboxylic acid cycle; isocitrate metabolic process. Gene Ontology annotation, cellular component: mitochondrion.